AUGCCAUUGGGAAUGUUUCCUUUCAAGCUCGUCUAUGGGAAACCUUGCCAUUUGUAUACUGAACUUGAACAUAAGGCAUUUUGGGCAAUUAAGAAAUUGAACAUGGAUUUGAUUAUUGCUGUCAAUAACCGACUACUGGAGUUGAAUGAGAUGGAGGAAUUCAGAGCUCAAGCUUAUGAAAAUGCCAAACUGUUGAAACUUUUUCCUAGCAAAUUGAAAUAUCGUUGGUCUGGCCCAUUCAAGAUCAUGCAUGUUUACGCUCAUGGACCUGUAGAAGUCAAAGAUGGCAAGACUCGCUUUAAUUUCAAAGUCAAUGGUCAACGUUUGAAGCAUUAUUGA
Gossypium raimondii (Peruvian cotton) is the source of this 339-nucleotide messenger RNA. RefSeq lists its product as uncharacterized. Lineage: Eukaryota; Viridiplantae; Streptophyta; Magnoliopsida; Malvales; Malvaceae. The transcript is spliced from 2 exons. The coding region runs from base 1 to 339 and encodes 112 amino acids. The record is from RefSeq and is a predicted model, not a curated record.